AUGGCAUCUGUAUGCUUAAGCAAACACGACAUCAAUAUCCUCGAGAAAAUCAAGGAUCCGGAGUCAAACCCAUAUGCCGGCAUCGUUCUCGACUCCUCAUUACCACGUGACCCAAACAUCACAGAUGCCACCGUAUAUGAGCAAAUAGUCGAGAGGGAGCGAGAGAUCAUUCGUUCCAUUCAGAACCUUGAAACCCAAUUGAAGAGUCUUGGAUCUGAAGAAGUAAAAGAUAUUGCCGUCAAGGGUUACCAGCAAAGCCUUUCGGCGGUUGAGGGUAUGAUUGCUGCGCAUCCCAACUACGCCAGCGCCAGAAACAACCGUGUACAGAUCCUCCGGCGACUAUACGGGGAUGCAAUGCUGCUCUCCGAUACCAAAGACAGCUCCGCGCCUUUAAUUGAGACACCCGACCAGGCGGAGAGGAAAAAGGCUGUUGUCACAGCACUGAGCGAUAUUGAAGCAUCAAUCGCACUCCUCACACCGUCAUCACCAACCAUGCCCAUUUCUCCGCAAGUUGCACGCACUCUCUCUAUGGCUCACACGCAAAGAGCUGCAUUAUAUUUGAAAACAGCCAGGCUGUUGCUAAGUCGUUCUUUGGAUAUCGAUGAAACCCUUCAAGAGUCCAAAUGGGAAAGGCUCGACUUUGAGGAUGCUGCAUCUCGAGACCUAGCGUCUGGUGGAAGGUACGGAAAUCCAAUUGCAAAGGGCUUGGCUGUGAGCGUCAACCCAACGGCCAAACUCUGCGGACAAAUUGUUCGAGAAGCAAUGAAGAAGGAAUAUGGUCCGUCGUUUGGUGACUAG
Messenger RNA from Fusarium redolens, 798 nucleotides. RefSeq lists its product as uncharacterized. Lineage: Eukaryota; Fungi; Ascomycota; Sordariomycetes; Hypocreales; Nectriaceae. The record is from RefSeq and is a predicted model, not a curated record. The transcript has a single exon. Bases 1 to 798 code for a protein of 265 amino acids. Gene Ontology annotation, biological process: cilium assembly.